AUGGGAUCUCGAAUCGGAACUCGUGGAAAAGAAAAAAUUAUCAAGGCAAUGAAGGCCCGACAGCCAGCUGUGAAGAAAGUCAUUGAUGCGUUUAACCAACUCUACACAAAAUACAAGGCUAAGUACCCCAAUCAGCAAUUAUCCGAUGCCGAAGAUCACCCCCUUACGUACCAGGCGUUCUCUAAAUGGCCCAUGGAUCACAGGUUCUGGAAUGAUGGUUUAUACUACCAUUCCAGUGCGCCUUGGUCUAUAGACCCGGAUGUUUGGACAGGCAUUAACUGCGUUCUAAUCCUUCAACGAACACGGGAAGAAUUUGAACUGAUCGCACAAGAAUUGGCUCGAGCUAAGGGAUGGGCGGUUGCCCACCAUACCAAGAUUAAAAGUACAAUCGAUUACAUCAAUACUCGUGUUGAUCAGCUUCAAAACAAUCAAAAUCUUGAUACUGAUUACAUCGACGACAUCAUGCUAGGCGAUUUAACUCGCAAGGCCAAAAUGAAGGUGAUCUGCAGCGAGCUACAACUCCGACUCAAAGAACACGAGGAAUUGAUCUGCGAUUGGUCAGACGAUCUACACUCCAUGUCUCAACCACACGGAAACCACCAAACCGGUUAUGGCAGCGUACCUCUUUACUUGGCCCAACACCACCGUGCACCUCCCAGUGUCAACAAAUCUGGAUCCAAGAUUUACCCCCUUGGAAGUUUCUCUCCAGGCAUAGGGCACCCCAACUCUUACGUCGGACCAAACCUCUUCGGAAAUUCUGCUCAAGCCCCUACUUGCUCGCGCGGUAUCGGCGCCUCCCCUCAUGAUUACCAAUCCUUGCAGAAUUCAUCUGGCUUCCCAUUCGCAGCGCGUGGUACUCCGGUCCAGCUUUCACACUCUCCUGCCUCUCAAUCAAACUACUCCGGCCACAUUGGCCCGCAGGGGCACCAUUCCCAAGUUCUGUUCCUGCAAUCUCCUCUCGAGCGCGCUGCACCCCCUACUCAAUUGUUGCAGUCCACACCGCAAGGUUCUCCUUUCGAAUACACUUUUUCCUCUCCACUUCCUGGAAGGAAUCCAUCAUUCCAGUUCUCCGCCCCUCCUGUCUCGAAACCGCCUCCGAAAAAGCGUGCGCCACGUCGCAAAGCGCCUUCUCGCUCUUCCGCCAAGGAUGCGGUCCCACUUGCGCCAACCCCAGCAGCUCCUGCCGAAGCUAGUUCAGCAGAAACCCAGACGCGCAUUCCGUUGUCCAAUGCUCCUCAAUCCCAGGAAGCCAGCUCUGCGAAUGGCCCCAAUGUGGAAGACUCAUUUGACGACUCUCCACCAUCCAAAAGGCAACAAUCGCAGACCAUUUCCGAACGAAUGGUGCAGUGCAGAGAGCUGUGGCAGCAGUUGGAUGAAGAGACAAAAGAUCAGUGGCGGGAUCAAGAGUUCCUUGACACCAUAUCUCCACCCGAUAAUUUCGCGCCAGGCUCCGAGCAAUCCAAAGUUGCUGUCACACAGUGGAAAAAACGAGAACGAUUCAAGCUCAACAUGUGGGUCCGCAAAAUGAAGCGCGACCUCAAAAAUCUGAGCACUUCACAUCAGGUUGAAGGUUUCUUUGCGCUGGCUUCGCGCGACCCUGACAACGCUGAACUUAUAACCGGGGGGAGCAUAUUGGCUGAGGAAUUCCUCGACGUUCUGGAGAAAGGUGCUAAUACCUGCCAGUUGUUCUACAACUUCAUCAACGGCCAACAAGCAGUCAAAGAAAUCUCAGGCGACUACCCUCGACCAAGCACGAAGCGCAAACGUCGCUCCGGCAAAGAUCCUGAGGAUGGUGAUUGUCCUUACGACCUUGGUAGUAAGGUUGCGAAUGCUGCGGAAGUUCGCGCAAAGCUCAAGCAAGCGCUGUUCACGGCCACUCAUGGCGCCUGGAACGGUGGAUGGCCGGGUACUAAGACCGUUCAAAAGUUGAAAGCGAUGAACGUCACUUUGCAGGUCCUGCCAAACAACAAGCGUGUUGUCCCGGCCGACUUUUGUGCCCGGCCUUCAGAUAUGCGGAUCGCUCGAACUCGCCGUAUUCUUACAGCUUUUGCAAACGGGUGGGUACGACUUGUUGGUCCUCCCAACCCUGAUGCCUCCGAAGAUCAGAUACAGGCCCUUGGACAUGAGCCUGACUCCGAUGACCCGGACGAAUCUCCAGGUAUCACUGUUUGCUUCAACGGGACCCGAAUCACUAGUAAGCAUCCCUCCAAAAAGGGUGUGAAGAGAGUUGGCCCCAAACGUCCUGCUGUCUCGAAGGUGGUUAAGUCCGUACGCUUCAAAUGUCCCCCUCGCAAGCCCAAGAACUGUAUCCCAGAUUCAGAAGACAAUAACUCAUCCUUCUAUUCAGAAGAUGAUACAUCAUCCUCGGAACUGGAUGAUGGAGUCGCCCCUAAGCGCCGCAUACUCACGAGGCAACAGCUUGCUCUUGUUAAUUCCACUGGAACGUUUCGCGAGGAAAGAUCAGUGACUCCUGUCUCUGACUCCUUGGCUUGA
Puccinia triticina is the source of this 2493-nucleotide messenger RNA. RefSeq lists its product as uncharacterized. NCBI's taxonomy places the organism in Eukaryota, Fungi, Basidiomycota, Pucciniomycetes, Pucciniales, Pucciniaceae. The transcript is spliced from 8 exons. The record is from RefSeq and is a predicted model, not a curated record. The coding region runs from base 1 to 2493 and encodes 830 amino acids.